AUGACUUACUUUCAGCUGAACGCAUCGUGUCGAUUCCCUGCUGACGAUUGUGUUGGCGAACAAACAGAAGGCUUUGCGUUUGCCGAUGCUGCUGCGCAUUAUUCUGUUGAUAGUUCUCUGGAGACGUCCGAUCAUCCUCCGGAAAUACAAGCGCCAACUCUUCCAGCAAGUUCAACAAGCUUGGGAUUUCGACCUCAACGGCCGCUAACGCUAGAUCUGAAAUCUCCACAAACGCCAGCAGAAAGUGGAAUAAGCACUGCAGGAAGUUCUUAUCGUAGCCUGCCGAGUGCUGAUCAUGUCUCACAGGAUCACUGUCCUCAACCUCCGUUUGACUGCGUACAACGAUUGGCUCCACCGAUUCCGCCACGUGCGAAUUCGAGGCGCUCGGACGAUGAAGCAACAGUAGUGCAACGCCAGCGAUUGAGUCCAGUCUCGCAGUCGCCCUGA
Gongylonema pulchrum is the source of this 447-nucleotide messenger RNA. NCBI's taxonomy places the organism in Eukaryota, Metazoa, Nematoda, Chromadorea, Rhabditida, Gongylonematidae. The record is from the annotation of a GenBank genome assembly.